This is a messenger RNA of Rotaria sp. Silwood2, 708 nucleotides long. NCBI's taxonomy places the organism in Eukaryota, Metazoa, Rotifera, Eurotatoria, Philodinida, Philodinidae. The record is from the annotation of a GenBank genome assembly.
AUGCAUGAAUCAACAAAUCGAAAUAUAAAUUCAUCAUCAUUAUUAUUAUCAAAUGCAAAUCGUUCAUUAAAUAUUCAUCCACCGAAAUUAACUCGUUCAUUACAACAAGAUAAUGCAUCAAAAAAACUUAAAAUUAGCCAUGGAAAUGGUGUAAAACCAAUAAUCGAUGGAAAUUUAACUGUUCGAAGUUCAAAAACUGAUACAUCAUUAAGAUGUCCUUUACGACAAACAUUACCAAUAUUUAAACAACCUGUUACACAUUAUCCUAUAGAACGUGAUGAAGUUAAAGCUCAAAUUACUCAUCAAACUAAAUCGAAUGCUAAUGGAAAACCAAGUGAAAAAACUAAACCAAGACAACUUUUUUGGGAAAAACGUUUUCAAAAUAUUCGACCAACUGAUAUUGAUGAAAAACCUUUUGAACAGGUUAAAUUACCUGAACCAAUUAAAAGUGUUGGUCUUAACAUGUCACCGGAAACAGUUCUUAUAAGUCUAGCGACAUCUCUUCAUCUUUAUAGCAAUUCACGUGCAUUAUUUGGUCAAAAAAAAGAAUUUCAAAAAAAUCCAACUAUUUAUAUUCAACGUGAUCAACCAUUAAUUAAUUAUGUUAACAUUACAGAUGAACAUAUUCGUGCUCAAGAAGAAAAAGUCAAUGAAUUGCGUAAACGUAUUCAACAAACAAUGUCUAAUAAUGAUAAUAAUGAAGUUUAA